UCUGGGUCUCCUCCGCAGUCCAGCGCGGACGACGGCGCGGCAAACAUGUGAAACGCUGGCCCGAGAGAUCCGAGAGGCGCACCCAGAAGAGGAAAGUCGAAAAGAGGACGGUAAAGAAGAUGCGCGCCUCCUGAACGCGCGACGGAUACGGUGUGUCGGUCUUCGGGUCCCUUAAGGGCUCUUGGGGGCUCUACGAGGUGUCCCACCGAGGGAUGUCCCACCUUACGGAGUCGCUGGGUCGGUAAGGGGCAUCUUGGUUCGUGUCUGUGGUGCUAGUGGCUGUUCCGGUACCACGUCGGUCGGCAUGUCGCAGGACUAGAGCGGGACCAGCGGAAGGAUGACGCGUCUUCUGGCGUGGUGCGCCGUCCUCGUCAUUCUUCAAUUAUGCCGCGGCGGCUCGGGGGAGAAACCAAAGAUGAAACCGGAAGCGGACGAGAUCCAAAUCCCCGAAGGGUCUCAACUGGAGUUGAACUGUUUCAGCCCGAGGCAACUGAAAUUCGUCUAUCCUAAAGAUGUAGAAGAAGCGAUUACCACUUCCACCCCGGAAGUGAAUCAAAGAGAGGUCGAAUAUGGCUACGAAGCAAUAUUCCGUCGAACUGAAACCCUGUUUGGAGACACUGGGUGGUAUGGUUGUGCCGAAGAAGACGUUAUCAUUAAUAAUGAGGAACAUGACGAACCAGACGUCAGAUGGAUCUACGUUUAUGUGACAUCAAAUAACAGCGUCUUCGCGCAAGUGGAUACUUUCAUUUCAUUGCGCGAGGUCUCCGGUGGUUCUGCGAUAAUUCCAUGUCGCCCAACUUCGCCGAAUUAUCCAGUCGUCCUUAUUGGUAACGACGACAGUGAAGUCGAGCUCGACGACCGAGUUUCCUUCGACCCGAAGGUUGGAUUCGUCAUGAAGGAAAUUACCCUGAAGGACAGUGGGUACUACAAGUGCACGAUCAAAGACGAGGACCAGGUCCACGAACUCAAUUAUCACCUACUCAUCGUCAGGAAGCAGAACCUCAACGAGCCGAAGAUCCACGAGGACACUUUGAGGCACGUUACAAGGGGUCAAGAAUUACGGGUCAAUUGUACAAUCGACGUGGACGCGGACAUACAGUACGUCUUCAAUUGGAGCACGCCUCAGAGGAGUAGCAGAAUAACAACGAGGCAGUACAGGAGAACCAUAGGCGCCAAUAUGCAACGCACCACCAGUGAAUUAAUCAUUAAUGAUAUCACCGACGAUGACGAGGGCGAAUAUACUUGCAUAAUCACAACGUUUUACGACAGCAAGAGAACCUCGAAAUUCAUCAUAGUAUACGAUCCAGACGUGAAGUACAUUAAUCUGACCUCGCAAGAUGAGGACAGACAUUACCAGCGGAAGUACGGAGACCGGGUCCAAUGGGUCGUCUACGUCGAUGCAUAUCCACAGCCUCAGCUUACAUGGUUCAACACCAGAGGCGAAAAGAUCGGCGAAGGAUGGACCGAUCCCGAGAGGUCGAAAUACGCUGUCAAUGCCACCCAGCUGUCAACUAUUCUCAGGAUCAACCGGCUCGAUGUCAAUGACAUGGGAGUGUACAUCCUGCAGGCAACCAAUGACGCCAAAAUGGAGAGCCUCAACUUCACCCUGGACGUCAUAGCGAAGCCGAUCACCGUGUUGGACAAAAUCGAGGCCUACUAUUCCCCAAAACAGAAGGCUGAGAUCUUCUGCCACGUGGCAACGUUUCCUGCUCCGAACAUCACGUGGAGUUUUCUUAAUUGCCCCAAUUAUCCGUCCUAUGAGGGAUCCUGGACAUCUCCGCUUCCGGACGCUGUGACGGUGUCUAAGUACACGUCGUUCACGUCGAAAGUCACAAUGACCAUCGAAAUGACUGGGCACGUUAGCUGCGAAGCCUGCAAUAACCUCGGCUGCGACAUCGCCACCGAGACAAUCUACGUGUCGGACGGAAACGGGGGCUUCGGGAUUCUUGAGCCCAAGGGAAAGAUCGUGGAAGGAGACGAUGUGAGCCUGAUAUGUGCUGCCUCGAUAUAUAAUUACACCAACUUCAUAAAUUGGCUAGAUGAGGAAGAGCAACCCAUUCAAGAGACUGAGAGGCUCACAAUCGUCAAGGAGAAAAGUCCGUUCACUUAUCGAGCUGUCCUCAGGAUAAAAAAUGUCCAAAAGUCAGAUGCAAAGUAUUACACCUGCAGUGGGAAGACCGUGGAUGGCAGCAUCGAAUAUGCUGAUUAUACAAUUACGGUGCAAGACCCACGAGCUCCGUUCUUUACGAAGACCAAUAUGAACCAAUCAGAUGCGAUCUUUGACCUGAGAAGCGAAGGCCAUAAAACUGUGAUACUCAAGUGCUAUGUUGAAGGAAUGCCAGAACCUAACAUUACUUGGUACAAGGACGACACUGUGAUCUCGGGCAAUAGUCAAUUCUGGUUUCUCUACAACAAACAAGAGCUGCGGAUUAAAUAUUUAUUGGAGCGUGACAGUGGCAAAUAUACCUGCAAAGCUGAGAACCGCUUGGGAAUGGUGGAGACUUAUCAACAAAUAGUAAUUAAAGGAAAAGAGAUCUCCAAGACUAUAAUAGCUUCCGUUGCUGUGGUGGUUAUUGUUUGCGUCAUUCUCAUGAUAUACUUCUUUAUAAAAAUGCGACGUGAAAAGAUAAUGAGAAAGGAAUUGAUGGAAGCAGGCCUUGUGCACUUUGAGGAGGGAGCAUUGGAAUGUUUAAACCCAGUGUUGACCGUUGACGAUCAGGCUGAAUUACUUCCUUAUGAUAAGAAAUGGGAGUUCCCUCGCGAACGUUUAAAGCUAGGCAAGCAACUUGGAUGUGGGGCAUUCGGAGUUGUCAUGAAAGCAAGAGCUCACGGAAUUUCUGAGGAAGAACCAGUAACAACAGUUGCAGUGAAGAUGGUCAGAAGGACCACCGAGCCAGCCUACAUUCGAGCUCUGGCCAGUGAGCUCAAGAUUAUGGUUCACCUUGGCAAACAUUUAAAUGUUGUCAAUUUAUUAGGCGCCUGUACAAAGAACAUCUCCAAACGAGAACUAAUGGUCAUCGUGGAGUACUGUAGGUACGGGAACCUACACAACUUUCUGCUACGUCACAGGGAAGACUUCAUCGAUCAAAUCGAUCCAGCCAGUGGAAACUUGGAUCCAACGAUUGGCCACGAUCUUCUCACCCGAACAGCUAGCGGAAGCUACAGUAACAGCAGGUUAACAUACGCAGCACUAUCAUUUUCUCGCAGUCCCAGCGUGGAUUCUGACAAUGGCAAUCGAGGCAGCGUGCCUGUGAUGGACUCUACGGGACUUAAUUCCCAGAGCAUCAGCAUGUCCCCAGACGGGAGUGCUGUAAAUCAUAAUUCCUCGCAGCCUGGCUGGAGAUCCAAUUACCGCGGUGACUACAAAUAUCAAAACAUGAAGCCGAUAUGCACACAGGAUCUCCUCUCUUGGGCGUUUCAAGUAGCCCGCGGAAUGGAGUACCUCAGCCAUAGGAAGGUUUUGCACGGAGAUCUGGCGGCGAGGAACAUUUUGCUCGCCGAGAACGGCGUGGUGAAGAUCUGCGACUUCGGUCUGGCUAAGACGAUGUACAAAGACGAUAACUAUAAGAAGAAGGGCGACGGUCCGCUUCCCAUUAAGUGGAUGGCAAUCGAAUCGAUAAGAGAUCGAGUAUUCUCAACCCAGUCGGAUAUUUGGUCAUUUGGGAUAGUCCUCUGGGAGUUCUUCACCCUAGCAGAGACGCCUUAUCCCGGGAUGGAGGCCGAGAAGCUGUACCAGAAGUUGAUCGAAGGGUACAGGAUGGAGCAGCCGGAAUACUGCACGAAGGAAGUGUACCAAAUCAUGCUCAGAUGCUGGCGAGUGAAGCCCAACUUGCGACCAACCUUCACCGAACUCGCCGACAACAUCGGUGACCUGCUGGAGGACGAUGUCAGGAUGCGUUACAUCGACCUGAACGAGCCUUACGUAGGGAUGAACAAGGCGUUCCUGGAAGAUGGGAAAAGCGACUACUUGACGAUGAUGUCAGCCCCAGAUCACACGGCCCUCUCGUCGCCGACCCACGACUACGUAAACUCUCAGUCUCCAGUCUCGGAAGACGGGAGCAGGUCCUACAUUUGUAUGUCCCCUGUUGGUAGACUGGACGAGUCUGAUCCUUUCAGCCCAAGGCCCAUCUUGGAAAAGUCCCACUUCGAGUUCCCGCCAUCAGAAAAAAUCGCCUUUGGCUCCUCCGAUUGCGAGGACAACAUCGAGCUGGCUCCCAUCCUACGCAGUACCGAGGAAGAUGGCUAUUUGAAGCCCAUUAACGUAGCUGAACGCAGAGCCGAGUUUGCAAACCGUCGAGAAGAGCAAAAGAAGCUUCAGAGGGAUAAUCAAAACGAUCGGCUGGCAGAACGAGACUCUGGAUACUGCAAUGCUCCUAGAAACAUGCAUCUGAUAGACCUUAAUAUUGCACAAAACGACGAACCGGAUGGCGGCACAUCAGCGACCGGCAAGUACGCCAAGCAAAUGCAGGGUGUGGCGAAAGAGAACAUACCUGCGAUUGUACGAAACGAGGACAACUACGUCAAUAUGCCAAAACAGAAGAGCGAUUUGAGGAAGGACACCAUCGAUAGCUUCAGUAAUCCUAGUUACGUGAUGCUUGGGGGCCAACAAAUAGACGAGGCCAAGGCCUAAGUGGAUGGCAGAACUUUCGGAUUGGUGAUUCUGCUCUCUUCUCACUGAAUUGUACAGAGAUUAUCUUGAGAUAGCUCGACAAAAAUUGUGGGCAUCAACGUGGAUUUAAUGCUCGCAACCAAGAGCUCGCCGACCAUGGGAAACUGAAGAGUCGAAUUCGCAAACUAACUUAACGAAUUGCGACAUUUGGUCAGGUGUAACAAACAAGUACAAAAUGUGGACAAGAAUGUUUUGCCUAUUGCUAGGAAUCUUACCGAUAUUCCGAAUCAGCGAGAUAACCUUUUGUGUAGAAACUGCGGAUAGCUUUAAUGUCUCUAGAUACUUAAUGAUUAAUUAGCAGUAACCUCAAUAUUAUGAGUUCCUAGAGUCUUCAAAUAUGGCGAAUUGAAGAACUGAACUCAAGAGCUUAAGAGCAGAACGCGGAAGGAGCCUGGAACGCAUAUUCAGCGUUUUGGAAAAUAUUUUCAGCAAGUGUACUUAUGAUAUACCAUCACAGUCGAGAUUCCCCUGAAACAGUGUUGAGCUUAACGUGGGAGUUGAAAUCUAAAAUGUGAUUACAACGUGUCGAUCAACUUAUAUGAAGUGUGAUUCCAGAGGAAGUAGCCUAAUUAUUUACUCACGUAUCUAUGAUGCUUAAAACAACCUUUACAAAGGAAAUUCGGACAUGAGAGUGCAACAAGAUAUUGAAGAAACUUAACUGUACAAGUGUAAUUUUAUCUCAUCGACGCAUUUUGAUACAUAAAGGUGUAUGAUAAUUUCUGACCAUUAUCUCAUGGCUCUUCCUAUCUACAGGAUAAAUGGAUAUGGAAUUUCCAUUUUGUAUAAUCUUUAUACCUUUGUUACUUUAUACCUUUUGUUAAUAUACGAGUACAACGACUAAAACCCUGUAAUAAAAUUAAGCGUUCUAAAAUCGA
Molecule: messenger RNA, 5544 nt
Organism: Orussus abietinus
Lineage: Eukaryota; Metazoa; Arthropoda; Insecta; Hymenoptera; Orussidae
Gene: Pvr
Product: vascular endothelial growth factor receptor 1
Exons: 23
Coding region: 338-4630 (1430 amino acids)
Biological process (GO): cell surface receptor protein tyrosine kinase signaling pathway; positive regulation of kinase activity; multicellular organism development
Cellular component (GO): signaling receptor complex
Molecular function (GO): ATP binding; transmembrane receptor protein tyrosine kinase activity
Source: RefSeq, a predicted model, not a curated record